UCGGAGCUCGAACAUCGAGCAUCGAGCGCCGAUCGCAGCGCCGCCGUUGAGGAAUGCCGCAAGCUCAUUCUAAUGUGCCAAGAGAAAAGUGGAAGUCGGACAGUGUUUGGUGCCGGAGCUAAUUUCGCGGAAAACCGGACCUAACCCGGAACAAUCAUCGCUAAAACUGAAAAUCAACGAAUGAAAAGUGUAACAAAACUAAACAAAGAACGAUCGAACCAACAAAAGUAACUAACACGAAUGUAAAGAACAAACCAAGUGAACCAACAUCGACCAAGUGCUUCAAGAUAAGAAGUGUGAGUGUGUGUUUAUGAGUGCGUAAGAUCGGUCAAGUGAAUGCUCGUAGUGCGUCACCAUGUCCCAUCAACACGGCGUAAGAUACUCGCAGUAUUCGUCCUCCGGGGCAGGUCCCCAGACGAGUAGCGGCAGCAGCAGCAGUGGCAGUUGCAAGGCAGGACCGUCUGCAACUCCACCGCAGAUUCCGCCACCUCCGGCGAUACGUCCAGCGAUGCUGGUAACGUCGUCCGGCUGUUCGAUGCUUCCGCCGCCACCGGUUCCAGUGCAGACCAGUUCGCAGCAAGCGCAACAGCAGUGCCAGACGACGCAGACCUCUUCGGGAAGUUCCAAGAACUGGGGCAUGAGCGGCAGCCUGUCCGGGUCGGACACGGACGUGUCCACUUCCACGGAAAACCUGACGCGUGAGGAACGGUACGUGCUGCGACACGCCCGAGUGGAACCCCAGGGUGAGGAGAACAUGCAGGGAAGCGUCACGCCGGUCAACGAGGUCCAAGGUCGGUACGACAAGUUCUCGGCCAACACGUCAACGGACUCGACGCGGUACGCAACGCCAAACAGCAGUCGAAGCAUCUCGGAAACUCGGCAUACGUACGCCAAUACCGGGAACGACGGCUCGAACCGUAACUCGCUCAUCGGGACCAACUCCAACCGGAACUCCCUCAAGGAACCCAACUCGAACCGAUCCUCGAUGGACGUUUCCCAGUCGUCGUACAACACGCUGAUCAUCCACGACGAAGGAAUCUACUCGAUGAACCGUGAGUACUCGAGCCCACCACCGUACAUGAAGAAGGAGCGGCCACGAUCCUACGGAGAGUCACAACCAACGCCGAUGCAAGAAAUUGCCGAAAUCCCCGAAGAGUACCUGAACCAGAGUCAAGUGCUCAAGCAUUUGGCCAAAGAGGUGAAGCUGCCGACCAGGAACCGAAGUGACUCCACGACGCGCGACUCGGGCGUCUCGGAAAACACGGACUCUCGGGAUCCACCCAAGUACGGACAGCACUGGGUUGACCAGAGCGCAUCCACCGACGAAUCAACCGUCUCGCAAGCGAACGCCAAACUGAAGAGCAAGAGCCAACCGGACCUGACUCGACUCGUCGACAUCGACGCGGAAGAGCUGGAAGCACUGUUCAAGGAGAACCAACAUCUGAAACAUCAACUCAACAGUUGCUUCCUGAAGGUCGCCAAAAGUCAGAAGCUCGAACAGGAGAUCGCCAACAUCUACCGGGUGCACGAGGAGCUGGUGCAGUCGUGCGAGCGACGCGAACGGCUGGAGAAAGCUGCCCGGAGCCGGCUUCAGCAAGACUGCCGACGGUUGCAGGAACUGAACCGAGCCUUCCGCGACCAAGUUGAGGUGCUGCAGAACCAACUGCUGACCUCGUCCGAUCACCAGCUGGGCCGUACGCAGCAGGACGUUCUCAUCUCGCAACUGGUGACGCAAAACAAAUCACUAGUGGACGCUAACCGGCGUCAGUGCAUCGAACUGCAGGCCCAGAACGCCACCCUGGAGGAGCAACGGAUCCACAUCAACGUGCUCGAUACGGCACUCAAGCGGCUAGAAGAGGAGUGCCGCCAGAAGCAGGUGUACGUGGAACGAUGUGCCCAGCUACAGCACGCGCUCCAGUCCCUGCAGAACGCCAGCGAACGGCGUGAGCAAGCCGAACGGAAGCUCCGGCUUGAUUACGAGAACGAGCUGCCGAACCGAAGCGGCAGCAGCACAACCAGCGAAACCGACAACCUCAAGUGGCAGCUGCGCGAGAAGGACGCACAGAUUAUGAGAUUGGAAGCAGAGUGCGGGAAGCUGGAGCAGCGCAACCUGGAGGAGUCGAACGUGCGCAACGUCGCCAAGCUGGCGAUGGAGCGAAACUCGCAGGAAACGGAACGCAUCAUUGCCGAGGCGAAGCAGGAGAAGAUUCGCUAUCUGGACGAGGCGCACUCGGCGAACCGCAAGGUAACGGAGCUGCAAACCCGGCUCAAGCUGGUGGAGAACCGGCUUGCGGAAAAAGAAGCCAUGAUACGGGCGUAUCAGGGACAGAAGAUUUACGGCUCGACAAACUCCUACGGAUCGUACAACCUAUCUAGCGAUAGCUUCGCACUGAAUCCACUGGGAGCGUACAACUCGCAAGUUUCGUACGACGUGUCGAGCAACUCGUAUGACGUGACCACGUCGGCAUCGCUGCUCGAUCCGACGUACGGUCAGAACGCGUCCUCCAGCUACGCGUCCAACUACGGCCAAACGAACCCGAGCUUCAACCAGAGCGCAAUCAACCUGCAGACGGCCGGUAGCAACAGCUACAGCUCGCCGAGCAGCAGCUCGAACUACAGCACGAACUACGGAGCGAGCGAGCACACCGCAAUCUACGACUCGAAGAACUUUGACGCCCAGCGCAAGUCCAUCGACGAUCAGCUCAAGCAGCUGGACGAGCAGCUGCUCAGCAAGCGAGGAUUGUGCUGUUUUCCGAGCCUAACAACGAAGAAACCGAUCCAGCCCCUUCUCUCGGACGAGAUGUCCGUUCUGUCGACCAACAACAGCGAUAGCUUCCUGCAGAAUCUUGCUCACAUCGAUCAGCGUGAUCGCGAGAGACAAGAUCGCCGCGAGCAGGACGAAUCCGGUGGUCAGUCCGGUGGAGCGGGUUCCGGCAGUGGUAGCGGUGGCGGUGGUUCCACCAAGCCCGAGGACAUGCUGCUGCUGGAGAAGCAGGGCCGCUGCUCGCAGAAGCUGCGCAGCAACCAGCUGAGCAAUCUGGCCCACGUGACGCAGACGGUCGGCCAGAACAUGACCGACAUCAGCAACAUCGGGGGGAAUAAGAUCCCCAAAAUGCUGUCCAACAUGGGCGGCAAUCAACAACAGCCAGGCCCACCCACCGCCGGUCAACCUCUGCCCCCUCGCAAGGACCAUCGUGGCUCCUCACUGCCGCCAAGUGCACUGCCCCGACCUCCACGCAGCUUGAAACCCCCGCGGAAGAUCGAGUACGGCCGGUUGAGCGAUUCCGAGGGCAAGAAGCGAGCCGAGACCCCACCCGGGACUCCCGGAUCGCCGAUGGACGCACAAAAGGAGUUCGAGAUGAAGACUUCCAGCUUGAAGCGGGGUGGGUUUGGGAAGGGCCGGGAGUUCUCGCCGGGGAAGAGCUAUGUGGACAUGAAGGACGCCGCGAUGCACUUGGCAAAAGAUUAUGGGGGUACGCUGAAGAGCAAGAACUACGGAUCGCUGGGGAACACUUCUUCGCUUAGUGGGGGAGGAUCGCCGACGAAGAGUGACGGGAAGUUCGGGUUCGGUGGUGGGAUGAAGUCUUCCGGGCUGGCGGCCAAUAGCUGCGAGUUCUCCAAGCCGGACUACACUUCGACCAAGAACUACCAGCGGUUAGAGGAGCAAGGUCCGUCCAGUCGGAAGAACUCCACGGACAACAUGAAGCGAUCGCUACUGCCGAACGUCCGGAAGCUCAGUUCCGGCGGUGCUCCCAUCAUGAUCAAGGGUUCCCGCGAUUCGCUAAACUCCGCCUCAAGCGGAUCGAACAAUUCCAACAACCGAACCAGCCCCAUGCAUCCGGCCUCUUCUCAGCAGGCUCUUCACCAACAGCUCGGCGGCGGCGGCGGCUACCAUCACCACAACCAUCUGCACCACGGUCGAACUCCACCCCGGUUCAUCCACCACCAGCAGUCAACGUCGGCCGAGUCCAGCAAGUCCUCGAGCAAUCUCCCGUCGCCAACGACCCCCACCGGCGGAAACCUGCCCCAGCCCUUCUUCAACAGCAAAAUGGCGCCCAAACCUCAGCACAAACCGAGCACCCUGCCCAGCGCAAGCAUUCUGCACGCGGCCGUCACGGCGUCCGCCACGUCGGCCAUUGGGCAGCAAACGACGGCGUCACUUCCGCCAAAGCCGGGCCAGCAGCAGCAGCUGCAACAGCCACAGCAGCAACGGCGGGGUAGCAGCUUGACGCGUGGCGAGAACAAGUAUCGAAUACAGUUUUGAAACUAUUUUUUUUGUACGAUUAUAAAUUAGGUGUACUCUCUCUCUUUUCUAUGUAAUUCUUCUUCUUCUUCGUGGUAUAGCUUGGACUGUGUUAGGGCUCUUAGUAUUUGAGAAGAAAACCUGGGAAAAUUCAAAUUUGUACACAUUGGUGCGCUCUGGGUAGUAGAAAUUUGUCUUAGUUAGACGUAUUUUUUGGUUCAAAAUUUAUUUUCUAUUGAAACAAGCCUUUAGUGGGAGCAAAACGAUCAGAAAUAUAUAAAAUAUUAAAUAAAAAAGUGAUGG
Molecule: messenger RNA, 4546 nt
Organism: Culex pipiens pallens (northern house mosquito)
Lineage: Eukaryota; Metazoa; Arthropoda; Insecta; Diptera; Culicidae
Product: angiomotin-like protein 1
Exons: 10
Coding region: 356-4264 (1302 amino acids)
Biological process (GO): regulation of cell migration; actin cytoskeleton organization
Cellular component (GO): plasma membrane; bicellular tight junction; cytoplasmic vesicle
Source: RefSeq, a predicted model, not a curated record